This is a messenger RNA of Chelmon rostratus (copperband butterflyfish), 2525 nucleotides long. RefSeq names its product cysteinyl-tRNA synthetase 2, mitochondrial (gene cars2). NCBI's taxonomy places the organism in Eukaryota, Metazoa, Chordata, Actinopteri, Chaetodontiformes, Chaetodontidae. Gene Ontology annotation, cellular component: cytoplasm. The coding region runs from base 165 to 1898 and encodes 577 amino acids. The record is from RefSeq and is a predicted model, not a curated record. Gene Ontology annotation, biological process: cysteinyl-tRNA aminoacylation. Gene Ontology annotation, molecular function: ATP binding; cysteine-tRNA ligase activity. The transcript has 15 exons.
GUUUGACAGUAGUCGUUGCUGCAGUUGCUAAUGUUCUCUUAGCUGUGUUAAUGUGUGAGCAUAUAUAUAUAAACAUUUAUAUAUAUAUAUAUCUAAUGUGCGUGUUGAGUAGCUAGGCUAAGUUACCAGUGCGUAUGCUGCUUCAUUCAUAGUGAGGUCUCAGUAUGUGGAGGUACCCAGUGAGGUCGGUGUUAUGGAAAGCAAAGGUCUUCCGCGGUAUUUUCAAUACAACUCAUACGGUCAACACCAUGAAGUCCAGAUCAGCUGGAUCCUGUGGCAGUGUUUCAGGAAAAAAAUGGAUUAGACCCAGUGGUUUUGACUCGGGUUUGAAGACUUUCAACAGCCUGACCAAGCAGAAGGAGCCUCUCGUUCUGGCAAGAGAGGGAGUAGCUACCUGGUACAGCUGCGGGCCAACCGUGUACGACCAUGCUCACCUGGGUCACGCAUGCUCUUAUGUCAGGUUUGAUAUCAUUCAGAGGAUUUUGUCCAGGUUGUUUGGAAUCACUGUCAUCCACGCUAUGGUUAUCACUGACAUCGAUGACAAAAUCAUCAAAAGAAGUUGGGAGGAAAAUGUUUCCCCAACCAUCAUUGCCACAAUGUAUGAGGAUGAAUUCAAGAGGGAUAUGUUGUCAUUAAAGGUGAUUCCUCCUGCAGUGUAUUUAAGAGUCACUGAGAAUGUGCAUCAUAUUGUUGCAUUUAUUGAGAGGAUCAUUGAAAAUGGACACGCUUAUGCGACAAAAGAAGGUGAUGUAUAUUUUGACAUCCAGUCCAUUGGUGAUCGUUAUGGCAAGUUUGUGGGAGCUGUGGGUUCUCAAGGAGAACCUGGCAGUGCAAAUAAACGAGACUCAAGGGAUUUUGCUCUUUGGAAGCAGUCCAAACCUAAGGAACCAUACUGGGAAUCUCCAUGGGGCAGAGGAAGACCCGGCUGGCAUAUUGAAUGCUCUACCAUCGCUAGCUUAGUGUUUGGGAGUCAGCUGGAUAUCCACUCUGGAGGUAUUGACCUGGCCUUUCCUCACCAUGAGAAUGAGGUCGCUCAGAGUGAAGCCUAUCACCAGUGUGGACAGUGGGCAAACUACUUCCUCCACUCAGGGCAUUUACACCUAAAAGGCAGUGCAGAGAAAAUGUCUAAAUCUUUAAAGAACUAUGUCACAAUCAAGGACUUCCUGCAGUCUUACUCUGCCAAUGAAUUCCGGAUGUUUUGUCUUUGGAGCAAUUACAGAUCAGCCAUUAACUACAGCGAGAACAGCAUGUCAGAGGCUCGGAGCUCUCUGAGAACCAUCUCCAACUUCAUCUAUGAUGCUCAGGCCUACAUGAAGGGUCACCUGCAGUCCUCACCCAUACAGGAAGCUUUUCUCUGGGAGAGGUUGGCGGAGACUAAAUCCAGCGUGAUGAAAGCACUUGCAGAAGACUUUGAUACCCCACAAGCAAUCUUUGCUAUAAUGAAUCUGGUUUAUCAUGGAAAUUGCCAGCUUCAUCCUGUUUCUAAGUCUGACGGAGCGGCUCGGAGUCCCGCAGUGUUUGCAGCGAUGAUCAGCUACAUCAGAGACGUCUUGGAUGUGUUUGGGAUUGAUCUACUACACAGUAAGGAGGCCGAUGCGGCGAGUCACUGUGGACAUCUAGAGGGCAUUGUGGAGCAGCUGGCUCGGUUCAGAAGUGAAGUAAGAGCAUUUGCGCUUACCAGUCGCGAUGGCCCAACCACUGGAUCACCCAACAAACCUGGACUUCACCCAGACAGAAUCCCUCUCCUCAAAGCCUGUGACACCCUCAGAAAUGACCUGGCACCCUUGGGUGUGCUGAUAAAGGAUAGAGGAGCCACCUCAACAUGGGAGAUAACUCAGGGAAAACAGAGUCAGAAAGGACAGAGAGUCCAGGAUAAAGACCAGGAGACAUCCAGCUGAAAUCCACCUCAGCCUCUGAGACUGCCCUUUUCAGGCUUGUGGACUCUUUAUCAACUGAAAAACUUUAUGAAAACAAGAGACCAAACAUCCUGAUUUCAUAACAGAAACUGACUACAGGUUUGAUGUCUCAGUCAUCAGUACAUGGAUUCUUCUAUUCCUUGACACAAUCUGCCUGUGUAAGCAUUGUAAUAAAUUUUAUGUUGUUAGUUGUAAUUUUAUGGUGCAAUGUUUUCCUCCACCCAGUAUUAAUCCUAGGCCCUGUGCUGAUCCCACAGGAUUAAGAUUAGUGUCUAAUAGAAUAAAUAUUAACAGAACAUGACAUUUUGGGAACUAUCACCUAGAGUCAGAUUAGAAAACAAAGAUCAGAAGAAGGUAUUUUGCACACAGUACAGGAAUAAGUUGUGGUACACACAAAUUAGUUUACAUAUUUUUUACUUAAACUGUGCUAACACUUGGCUGUUCAUCAGGCUGGGCAGGCUACUCUGUUUAAAAACAGCAUCUUGUUAAAAGGAAAAUGUGAGAGGCAGCAUCUAGCUUACCCUGCCUGCACUGCAUCUUUUCUAACUUGUAUACAACUCAGAUGAAUUUAAGGGUCAAGAUGUACAGUGACAUGGCAUGUCAGGUGUU